AUGAUCGUGUCCAACGUGAGCCUGAGCGGCUGCGCGGGGGCAAACAGCGCGGUGUGUGCCGCGGUCGGGGAAGGGCACCCGGGGGGAGGCUCGUACCGGUCCACCCUGAGUCCGACAGGGAACCUGGUGGUGGCUGUGUGCCUGGGCUUCAUCGGCACUUUCGGAUUGCUGAACAAUCUGCUGGUGCUCAUUCUCUUCUGCCGCUACAAGCUGCUGCGGUCUCCCAUCAACCUGCUCCUGAUUAACAUUUCCAUCAGCGACCUGCUGGUGUGCGUGCUGGGGACACCGUUCAGCUUCGCCGCCAGCACACAGGGAAGGUGGCUCAUAGGGGAAGGAGGAUGCAUGUGGUACGGCUUCGCAAACUCCCUGUUUGGCAUUGUGUCCCUGAUCUCCCUGGCGGUCCUCUCCUAUGAACGCUACAGCACCAUGGUGGCGCCCACUGAGGCGGAUUCCUCCAACUACCGGAAGAUCUCCCAGGGCAUCGUCCUGUCCUGGGUCUACUCCCUUGUCUGGACUCUGCCGCCACUCUUUGGCUGGAGCAAAUAUGGCCCAGAGGGUCCUGGGACCACCUGCUCUGUGGACUGGACAGCCAAGACGGCGAAUAGCAUAUCUUACAUCAUCUGCCUGUUUCUGUUCUGCCUCAUCGGACCGUUCCUGGUGAUGGUGUUCUGCUAUGGGAAGCUGCUGUGCGCCAUCAGACAGUUUGACAGGCAAGUGAGCGGGAUCAACGCAUCGGUGAGAAGGAGGCGUGAGCAGCGCGUGCUGUUCAUGGUGGUUGUCAUGGUGAUCUGCUACCUUUUGUGCUGGCUGCCGUAUGGCAUCAUGGCCCUGCUGGCUACCUUUGGGUCUCCGGGCCUGGUCACGCCUGUGGCAAGCAUCAUCCCUUCUAUCCUUGCCAAGACGAGCACCGUCAUCAACCCGGUCAUCUAUGUCUUCAUGAAUAAACAGUUCUACAGAUGUUUCAAAGCCCUGCUGUAAUGUGAGGUUCCUCCACGAGGCUCCAGCAUAAAGAGCUCCUCCAAGGUCGCCACCAAGGCCAUGAGGGGGUUCGCAAUCACUGGUACCCGCCGCACCAAUGACUUCUUGUUUAUGGUGGCUUCCCUGGGCCAUCCGGCGGGCACCGUGCCCCAACUGGAAACGUUCGUGGAGCCAACCCUUGACAUCACCAAAGCCCCUUCUUCAGAGGUCAACAGACCUGUCGAAGUGUCGAUUGCCGAUGAUUGGCUAUAACCACGAAAUCCCAACGUUUCUGGGCAGGAAGAUGUUAAUCAUGAGAGAGGUGGGGAUACUGAUGUAUGGAGAGUCGUAGCCUACCACAUCAGGUAGAUUUAUCGCAGCUGUUGCAUCAGCUUUACGACGGCUUACAGAUGGAAUGGACCGGUCACAGAGGCAAAACUUGGACUGCCUUUGGUCGAUAUAUAAAACCUGCAGGAGCUUAGAUUUCUCUGCAAAUAAAAAGGGAACAUGGUUGUUUUCUAGGCAUUUUAAGGAUUUCUUAUCACCCUGUUUGCAUAAAGCACAGUUAGACUGUUAUUGUAGGAGGAAGAGGAAUCGUAGGGAUCAUUUUUUGUGUAGUAUCUAUCUACGUUUGGUAAAGUAAUUACUUUGAGGGGAAUGUGCUGAAGGGAUAAGAUGUAUUUUUGUAUUUAUUGGUUAUUCACUGUAGCAGUGGUUACAAAGUGAGGUAGAAAGAUCACAUGUUGUUUGUCAUCUUCAGCAUUUCAAAGUAUUUCCUAAUGUCAACAACAUUAUGAAAUAUUGAGUAAUGAGAAUGUACUUGAAUUGUCUUUUCGCUUUUUAUUCAUUGCCAGUAAUUUUCCUUAAUUCAUCAAGUUUCACUUUAAAUUGCAUAAAUAGUCUUUUGAUCAAAUGGUUCAUUGGAAGUAGCAUUGCUAGCAUGAUAAGGGCAUUAACUUUUACCAGGGAUAUUGUCCUAGGGUUAGUGAAAUAGGUGCAUGUUGGAGAGCUACUCCUUCAAUAAUGACGUGCAUGUGCACUGCUGCAGGAUGCAAUUGAGGUUGGAGUAAUACAGUGUGACGUAAAGUUCAGUGGUGAGCACUUAAACGGAUAUUUGCUGUCGAGAGACAUUCUAAAGAUGCUUUUCAGAACUGAUGUCCAAGUUUUUAGGGCUGGAUAUCUUUUUUGUUACCCCAACUGUUUAACAAUGAUUUGCGGUUCAGUAUCUUGCUCAUGGGCACAUAGUCAGACACAUAGUCAGCCUUUGAAAAAGGUAUAAAAGACAAUCCUAAACAAUGGAAAAUAUGUUCUAGUGUUGCAAAAGAAAACACUUUAUUUGAGUCAACAAAUUUGUUUUAGAAAGAAUAAUUUAGUUCUGUAUUUAGUGUGAGCCUUCUGAUGUCUGCAUCUUGUUACAUUUUUUAAAAACGGAUUUGACACUUUUCCCUUUUUGCAAAACCAAGAUAGUUGGAGUUUUUUAAAGCUGUCUUGUUAGUGAAUGUCUAAGCUAUUAGUGGUGUGGUACUUUUUCGCUACUGCAUAGAAUUAGCGUGUGCGAUUUUUUGGCAAUCCACUUUGAGCACACUGUUUUUUAUGUGCUCUCAAGACCUUGUAUACAUUGUUGUACAUGACUCGAUACCAAAGCUAUACA
Messenger RNA from Eleginops maclovinus (Patagonian blennie), 2608 nucleotides. RefSeq names its product opsin-3-like. The transcript is spliced from 5 exons. Gene Ontology annotation, cellular component: photoreceptor outer segment; plasma membrane. The record is from RefSeq and is a predicted model, not a curated record. Gene Ontology annotation, biological process: visual perception; cellular response to light stimulus; phototransduction. Gene Ontology annotation, molecular function: G protein-coupled photoreceptor activity. Bases 1 to 978 code for a protein of 325 amino acids. NCBI's taxonomy places the organism in Eukaryota, Metazoa, Chordata, Actinopteri, Perciformes, Eleginopidae.